AUGGUGGACAUGACGAUACGCCUCAAUGGCUUGACUGGCAACAGCUCCAACGGCCUUGGCAUCUCGCUCCAACCCACAGACCCGUCGAUUCAUGGAUCGUCUUCCGACGUAAGACUUAUGUCGACCAAGAUCUUAGAUAUCAUUCACGAACAUGCCCUCAACAAGUUCGAUGAUUCGAAAGAGCGCCUAGCGGCAGGAACCGCGAACUUCCUGUCCGUAAUCGACCGAUUCGUUCUGGCGGGUGAGCGUGUUGAAGCAUGCUUGCCGGCCUUCCCUUUCAAGUCGGCCAACAAGGUUCACAAGGUGCUUGGCUCCCUUCCGGAUAAGGCUGAAGAGCUAGCGCUUCAGCGGCUGAACCACAUGUGCGCAAGGAUCAAGGAUGUGUACAAGCCCGGAGCAAGAGUCACCAUCAUAUCCGAUGGUAUCACUUACAACGACUUGUUAUCAAUAUCCGACCGCGAAACAUGGAUCUAUGGCGAGGCUUUGCGGCAGAUGGCAGUGGAGAAGAAGUUCACGUACGUUGCCUUCUCUCGCCUGAAGGAUAUACUAGACCUUCCACUCCCAGACAAGUUGCGAGAGAUCACCUAUGUCGCCAAUUGUACCAACUUCAGGCGACUGCUUUUGAACAAGCACGGAAGGCCGGAUAUCGAUAUCGACAAAGAGAUCAAAGAGAAUGCGGAUACGAGACUCACUUAUCUCGGCUACCGCAAGUUUCUCGAGUCUGAUCUGAAACACAUAUUCGUACUUGGAGAGAACCGCGGUAGCAAUCAAUACAAGAGGGACGUCAAGUAUCUCGCCAAGCAGAUGCUGUACAGAGGAUACGCUUAUGCGGGAGCUGUCAAGGCAGCCUUCCCAAACCAUCUGAGGUUGUCGAUACACGAAUCGAUAGGCGACCACAAGAUUUCGAUAAGCCUCCUUAACACCAAAACAGGCUACACCACACCAUGGCACUGCAGCGUAGCCAUGCUAGCCGAUGGAGAAUGGGUGAGCGCUCCCAAGGGCGAGUUCGAAAAGGACCAGCGGCUCGAGCUGAUAUACGAGAAUGGUCGGCCAAGCUACUUCAAAGAGAGGAAACUGCAACAAGCGGAUAUGCCAUGGAUCAAUGAGGCAAAUACCAGCUAUCUGCAGGCUCGCAGCCUGUUUAAUGGCACAAAGAGCGGAUAUUCAUCACCGAGCGCGAUGUCAAUGGUUAGUGGCGCGUCGACUCCACCGACGUCUUUCGCACAAUCGCCGCCACGUUCUCCACCACGCUCUUCACCAAAGAUGAAGUCCUCGGAGGCAUCAUAUAGAAACAGCACCGAAGAAGAGCCGGCCUAUGGCCGCCGUCUUAUACCUCAGAUCAUGGACCAAGUCGCGAAAACUUAUCCCAACCGUGUCGUCUUUUCCAUCGCAAAACCUUUUGGUGCAGGUCUGACAUUCCGAGAUAUAUCGGCGCGUGCGUUUGCGAAUGCCGUAGACAAGACAGCCUGGUGGCUUCACGGCCAGAUUGGCGAGUCGACAUCGGUUCGGCCAGUAGGCUAUAUCGGGCCACACGACCUCCGACAUGUCCUCCUUACAUACGCGUGCGUCAAGGUGGGCUACGCCGCACUCAAUCUUUCGCCCAAAAACAGUGUUGAAGGCGCCUUGGCCGUGCUUGAAGCAACUGACUGCGAGAUCUGGGCCAAAGCAGGCGAAGUGCAGGCAGUACCUCUGGUGAAGAACUUCCUGGAGAGACGUUCGAUGAAGUUGUUGGAGUUACCAGUUUUGGAUGACCUCUUGGAUGCCGAUGACACCAAGCCCUUUCCCUACAACAAGUCGUUUGAUGCGGCGGCCUCAGAUCCCUUCUGUUAUCUUCACACAUCGGGUUCGACGGGUGUGCCAAAACCUAUUCCAUGGUCUCACAGUCUGAUUGGGACGAUGGAUGCGAUUCGCCUACUUCCACCUGUUGACGGUGAUGAGGGAAUGGUACCGUGGACGUCGGACUGGAAGGAAGGAGACCGGAUUUACUCUUCCUUUCCCAUGUGUCACGGCGCUGGCAUCAUCAUGAACAUACUGAUGCCCAUAUUCUUCGGUCUGCAGGUUGUCAUGGGGCCGACAAACGUUAUACCCAACAUGUCGCUGGUAGAUAACCUCGCAGAUAGCGCGAAGAUAGACAUCUGGAGUAUGGUACCAUCACUCGUCGAUGAGCUUGGAGAUACGCCUGAUGUGCUGGCCAAGCUCCAUGCAUCUAAGUUCAUCUGCGCUUCCGGUGGCCCAGUCAGUCCAAUCAGUGCUGGCAAAGUUAACGACGUCAUCAGAGUGCUCAACUUGACGGGAACGACGGAGGGUCUCUUCAUCGGCAACCUGGUCGUUGACAGGGAGGACUGGUUCUGGUUCGCCUUCCAUCCGUACUCCGGAUUCGAGUUCAAGGAAGUAGAGCCUGGUAUCUACGAGCAUUGGGUGCACCGCAACGAACAUUCGUCGUUGUUUCAAGGCAUCUUCCAUACAUUCCCAGACCAGACAUCUAUCAACUUCAAAGACCUCUACAAGCAGCACCCUACCAAACCCAAUCUUUGGGCCUUUACAGGACGCAAUGACGAUCUAAUCGUUCUGUCCAAUGGCUACAAGAUCUUACCAUUGGAGUUCGAGGCACUGGUUGGAACACACCCCGCGAUUGAAGGCUGUCUUGUUGUAGGGAGCCACAAGCGCCAGGCAAGCCUUCUCAUUGAGUUGAAGGAUACUGCGGCCAAGAGCGAUGAAAUCAUGGACAGUAUCUGGGCUACGAUUGAAACGAGUAUGUCGGCAGCUCGACACACAGUCAAUUUGACACGCGACUACGUCAUUUUCGCGCAACCAGCUAAACCCUUCGUCCGGACAGAUAAAGGGACCGUCAAGAGGAAAGCAACAAUGGCGUUAUAUAACGACUACGUCGAGCGGUUUUACAAUUUCCAGAACGAAGAGAGGUCUUUCAUAGUUGAUAGUAGCUCCACAUCAACGUUGCAGCAGUCAGUCCGAGAGAUACUCACAUCCUCUCUUCCAGCCAUCUCCAAUGCCACUCCAGACGAUGACCUGUUCGCUCUCGGUCUAGAUUCAUUGGGAGUGUCUGCGGCCGUUAAUGCCAUUCGAACAGCUAUCACGGGGCUGAACAAACUUGCGCCCCGUCAUCUCUACGCCAAUCCAACCCUGGCCAAUUUCACCGCCGCUCUAGAGCCAAUGAUCGCUGGAACGAAGAAUGUUGCCAGGUCAGAUGACGAUCAAGAAUCAAAACUGCAGCGCAUGGUCGCUCAGCGAAGAGCGUGGCAGUCCUUCCGGCUGAAUCCUUUCGACUACGUCAAUCCAAAUCACUACAUGGGCCUAGUGUUUUACUUUCCUCUAAAAGGAGACGCAACCUUCCAAGAGACGUUUGCAAACAUGCAAGCAGGACUCAAUCGAACCUUCGAGCUCAUUCCUGCUCUUGGUGGCAAGAUGAUCCGAUCGUCCAAAGACGAGAUUGCAUAUGCGAAUGGCGACCUCAUCGUUUCCGUGCCACCCUUUGGCCAACCGGCUCGCGACCGGCUUGUGUACAAGGAUCUAUCUGAUGUGCUUCCGACAUUCGAGACCCUACGAGAAGGUGGGUUCGUGCCUUCAGCCUUCAAGGAUGAGUUGGUCCUGCGACAAGAUACCUUCCCGCAGCUACCCGCAGACAUUUUUGUCGCGCAAGCCAACUUCAUCAAAGGCGGUUGCAUCCUCGCUAUUGACCUCAACCACUGCUGUCUUGAUGGCGUAGGUGCGAUCAUCGCAAUUAAGGCAUGGGCCGAGAACUGCAGGUACCUGCAAGGGGACUCGUCAGCAACGUGUGCGUGGUACGAUGCGGAGAGCUUCAAUCACAGCCUUCCCGAAGUACUGCACGAUCUGGAGGGACAUGCGCGUUCAGUAGAUGAGAUCGACCCUGAUGUCUGGGGCUUACUUCCAUUUCUUCCCCCGGACGAUGUCAUUGCGAGGCAUGCCUCCAGGCCAGCAGGGCCUCUGGGCCGACCACCACAAUACCCGCUGCACUCGAUAUGGCCUUUGACGGCUGCAGAGAGGAAGAUGGAUACUACCCUGUUCCUGAUCCCACCCGAGAAGGUCGAGCUGCUCAAAGCGGACGUCACAAGCGAUCCGGCUGCUAACGGCAUCACUACGUCCAUUAGCGAUAUGGUACAAGCCUUCUUCUGGCGCUCCGCAUUACGAGCUCGCUACGCUGUAGCCAAGGCCGAUGGUCGACAGUUCAGCCCCGACGACUGCUCCAUUCUCGAGUUGCCAACGGACGGACGACCAUACUUCUCCUCCCUCUUACCCGACUCGUACAUGGGCAGUCUGCUCACGCUCAACCGAACGAGCAUGCCAGUAGAAGAACUUUGCGCCUCCACCACGAGCAUUGCAAGUAUCGCGCAGAUGCUACGCGCGUCUGCUGCGCGCAUGACACCGGCACUGAUACACGACGCUUUCACCCUCUUGCAGUCACUGCCAGAUCACAGCAGGUUCUCCACAGCCAACAUGGGUCUUGACCACAUGCACGCCAUGAUCUCGAACAUGAUCCUCUUCCAGAUGAACGAAAUCAGCUUUGGUGAUACCUACUUCGCCAACGGAGGUUCGCCGGAGACCAUGAGACCGCAGCUGGAACGCGGCAGUGGGCGCUUUAGGUUCCUAGUGGUUUUCCCACUGAAGGCCAAUGGUGGCGUGGAGUUGGUGUUGGGGACGUUCCCCGAGGAGCGGGACAUGCUUGCACGUGAUGAGGAGUUUACAAGAUAUGCGCAAUUGUGUCACCUUGGAAUGCAGCAUCAAUGCCAGAAAGACGCGGAUGCACUCACCGCCCAGCGCUAUGACAUUGGUGAGCAGAUCCAUGCAACAGUUUUCAGCAGUACAAUGCAGCCCCCAAAUGCAUGUCAGCUGUGCAUCUUGUACCCCCACUCUUGCGCAUCAGCAAGGUUCAGGGUUUCGGGCCAUAAUGAUCGCAAAUAUGCUCUUCGCCCAGCCGCUUGUGCCACCUGCAUGUCAUGCUCGUGGUGUGACGUCUACUCGGUGAAGGUGUCAAGUCAGCUUAGCACAAGAGAUCGUGGCUUGCUCACUCGCAUAUCCAGUAUCGACGACACCCACUUUCAACAUCAGGAAGACCCACCAGCCAAUCAUGACGUCUCCUUCACCGCAACCCAACCAGGCGUUCUCGCCAUUGAAGCUACAACAGAAGAAUGGACAGGGCACUCCCUCACAACAGCCUACAUAAUGAUCUGGCUUAUCUACUUCGUCGAAACGCUGCUCGCCGGCACCACAGCAGCGCUCAUACCAUACGUCACAUCGGCCUUCUCCAUGCAUUCGCUCACGCCCACCGUCAGCAUCCUUAGCAACGUCGUUGGCGGCGUCACCAACCUGACAAUCGCAAAGAUCAUCGAUGUCUUCGGGCGACCGCAUGGUUUCAUUCUUUGCGUGUGUCUCGGGACGCUGGGGUUGCUCACGAUGACGGUAUGCGAGGGCGUGGGAAUGUACGCUGCGGCUAUGAUCUUUCAUAUCGUGGGAAACAACGGGGUGCAGUAUAUACUGUCGGUGUUCAUUGCUGAUACGACGAAAUUGGAGACCAGGGCGCUGAUGCAGGCGCUUAUGAACUCGACUGGUCUGAUCACAGGAUGGGUUGCUGGGCCUCUGGCGCAAGGGUACCUUCGUGGCUUGGGAUGGAGGUGGGCGUUUGGUAUGUUUGGUGCGCUUCUUCCGCUUGUGACGCUGCCGUUCUUUGGGCUGCUGAUGUGGACCUAUAAGAAAGCGAAGAGAAUGGAAAUUGUGCGCGAGCGCAAGAGCGGCCGCGAUGUGUUGCAGUCUGUGAUACACUACAGCCGCGAGUUUGAUGCGCUCGGCUUGUGCUUAGUCUCGGUGGGCGUUACUCUUUGCCUGCUGCCGUUUAAUCUUCACACGCUGGCGGGGCAAGGUUGGUCAUUAUCGAUCAUAGUCGGCAUGCUCGUACUUGGCCUCUGCUUCAUUUUCGCAUUCGUAUUGUGGGAAAGGGAUUUUGCGACAAUCCCUCUCCUUCCAUACAACUUGAUCUUGGAUCGAACCGUCUUGGGCGCAUGUCUACUAUGCACAUGUCUUUUCGGAAGCUUUGCCGUAUGGAACAGUUAUUUCGGCUCUUACCUACAGGUAGUGCAAGGUCUCGGCGUGGAAGAGGCAAGCUAUGUCGCGCAGACAUAUACCGUGGUCAGCGUAGUAUGCGCCGUCUUCGCUGGCUACUUAAUUCAUCGAACCGGUCGCUUCAAGCGUAUGUCGCUCGUCGUCGGUAUCCCGCUCAGCAUGUUGGGCCAGGGUCUCAUGAUCUUCUUUCUCGCUCCUGGAAACAUCAGCUACAUCGUGAUGUGCUCCCUCUUGGUCGCCAUAUCGCAGGGCGUUCUCGUCGUCACUGAUGAGAUCGCUAUCCUCGCCGCAGGGUCGCGCGAGCACGUCGCUGCAAUGCUCGCCAUCGUCAGCAUCUUCGGCAACAUCGGCGGUGCUAUUGGUCUGACUCUGGCCACCUCAAUUUGGUCGGACACACUUCCUAACCGACUGCGGCAAUACCUGCCCGAAGAGACGUUAUCAGAUCUUCACAAGAUUUUUGGCGACAUGACCAAGCAGCUGUCUUAUCCGAUCGGUUCGCUGACGCGCAUUGCGAUUCAGCAUGCAUAUGAAGACGCGAUGUCUCGACUUCUACUCGUGAGUGCCGGUAUUUGGAUAUUCGGGGUUUUCGGAGUGUUGAUGUGGCGGAACAUCAAUGUGAAGCUUGUUCAGCAAGACAAGGGCCAUGUCUGUUUGAGCCUGUCGAAUGAGACUGCGCUUCACCGAGGGCGACAUAUACGUUUCUGUAACUUCUGCUGUUGCAAGGCGUGGAGCAACAAGCGUCCGCUCUGCCGUACCCGUUGGUUCAGCACUAUCCGAGAUAUCCCGGCGAGUGUUCUUCUGGAGAUCAUUCUUACAAUGCAGGAGCCAACUGGGGAGAAUCGCGAAGCGGAUUGGGCUUCAAGGCCAUUCGAGGAUCCGUAUAGCUUUGUCGAAGAUACCCUGUCCGCGGACAUACCUGAAAUUAGCCGUAUCGCAGCUUCUGAGACUGUGCGCACGGAUCGUGUUCAUUUCAUCUAUCACCCAAGCGAGGCAGUAGAAUCUCCAUGGCCGCAGCGUCGGCGAAGAUUGGGUACGGCAGUGAGGGAUACGAUUGCGCGACUGCUCGGCAGAAGAGACGGAGAUGAACGUAGCAACCAAGCAGAUACACCGCAAGCUGCAAGACCCGAAGGCGUUGAAGGACACAAAAGAGCAUGUCUUUUUGGGUGGUCUGCGGCGGAGUAG
This is a messenger RNA of Alternaria rosae, 7275 nucleotides long. Its product is annotated as transferase family protein. Lineage: Eukaryota; Fungi; Ascomycota; Dothideomycetes; Pleosporales; Pleosporaceae. The record is from RefSeq and is a predicted model, not a curated record. Gene Ontology annotation, biological process: transmembrane transport. The coding region runs from base 1 to 7275 and encodes 2424 amino acids. Gene Ontology annotation, molecular function: transmembrane transporter activity. The transcript is spliced from 8 exons.